GGUCAACCAAUUGCCUCUCUUUUCCGCCUAUGAGUCUAUGACACAUAGUUUCCCUCCCUCGCAAUUGCCGUUCGGUGAGAGAGAAAAAAACACAAACAAAUGACGGAAAUUCCGGGAAACGGCGAGAAAAUGCCCAGACAGAAACGGGAACGCAGCAGCCUCCUGGCCUUCGGCGGCGCCGCUGCUCUGCUCGCCCUCGCCGCUAACCUCGGAAUCACCGCCUUCAACGCUCACAUGAAGAACAGAAGGAAGAAAGAUCUUCAGGGCUCUAAGGUUCGGGUUAAUAUAUCGGCGUCCGAAAUUUUGAAAUUGGCGGACCGAAUCAUUUCCAAGUCGAAAGAGGUCCACGAUGCGGUUGCUUCGGUUCCACUCGAUAAGGUUACAUUUAUGAAUGUUAUUUCACCUCUAGCAGAACUAGAGGCGCAACAAUUUCCACUAGUCCAGUCUUGUGUGUUUCCUAAGAUGGUUUCCACUUCUGAUGAUGUUCACAAAGCAAGUGCCGAAGCAGAGCGGAGAAUAGAUGCCCAUGUUCUGACUUGCAGCAAGCGUGAAGAUGUAUACCGUGUCGUCAAAGCUUUUGCUGCAAGAGGGGAGUGGGUGAAUGCUGAAGCAAAGCACUAUACUCAGGCCUUGAUGAGAGACUUUGAACGCAAUGGGUUGAAUCUUACUUUAACUAAGACAGAGGAAAUGCAACGCGUGAGAGUCCAAAUCGAUGAGCUAAGUUUGCGGUAUAUUCAAAAUUUAAAUGAUGACAGUACUUUCCUUCACUUCAUUGAGGCUGAGUUGGCUGGGUUACCACCAGAGUUUCUUAAGAGUUUAGGCAAAGUUGCAGAUGGUAAAUUCAAGGUGACUCUGAAAAGUCAUCACGUGGCAGCAGUACUUGAACUUUGUCAGGUUGGAACAACAAGGAGGAAAGUUGCAGUGGCAUAUGGAAAGAGGGGUGGAGAAGUCAAUCUUUCUAUCUUAGAAGAUUUGGUCCAACUGCGCCAUAAAUUUGCUCGGUUACUUGGCUAUGCAAGUUAUGCAGACUAUGCAGUUGGUCUUAGAAUGGCAAAAGCACCCUCAAAGGUUUUUGAGUUCUUAGAGGACAUAUCCAAUAGUUUGACCGACCAGGCUACCACGGAGCUUUCCAUGUUGAAAGAUUUGAAGAGAAAAGAGGAAGGAGACCAUCCGUUUGGAAUUGAGGAUCUGCUAUAUUAUGUCAAGAAGGCUGAAGCACAGCAGUUUAACAUGGACAUUGGAGCUCUGAAACAAUACUUUCCAGUAAACUUGGUUCUAUCUGGGGUCUUCAAGAUAGUGCAAGACCUUUUUGGUUUAAGAUUUGAAGAACUUAAAGAUUCUGAGGUUUGGCAUUCUGAUGUUUCCGUUUACUCAGUCUAUGACUUAAGUUCUGGUGAACUUUUGGGUCAUUUCUACCUCGAUAUGUACACAAGGGAAAGAAAAUAUAAUCAUACCUGUGUGGUGGCUCUUCAAAAUGGUGCAUCAUCAACGAAUGGAUCACGUCAGAUUCCAGUGGCGUUACUCUUAUCUCAAUUCCAAAAGGAUGCUAGUGGUCAACCUGCAUUACUGAGAUUCUCCGAAGUUGUGAACCUUUUCCAUGAGUUUGGCCAUGUGGUCCAACAUAUAUGCAAUCGUGCAUCCUUUGCCAGAUUUUCCGGGCUGGGUUUUGAUCCAGAUUUUGUAGAGGUUCCUGCUCUGGUGCUGGAAAACUGGUGUUACGAAAGCUUCACUUUGAAGUUGAUAUCUGGUUUCCAUCAGGAUAUAACAAAGCCUAUCAACGACGAAAUGUGCAAAUCCAUUAAAAGAUGGAGAUAUUCCUUUUCUGCGCUUAAAUUGAAGCAAGAAAUUCUCUAUUGUCUUUUUGAUCAAAUUAUACAUUCUACUGAAAACGUUGACAUGGUUGAGUUGUUCAAGCAUCUUCAUCCAAGGAUCAUGUUAGGGUUGCCAAUGUUAGAAGAUGUCAGUCCUGCUUCACGUUUUCCAUCUAGCGCCAUUGGUCACGAAGCUGCUUGUUACAGCCGUAUUUGGAGUGAGGUUUUUGCGAUUGAUAUAUUUGCUUCGAAGUUUCAUGAGAGUUAUCUGAACCAGUAUGUUGGCAUGCAGUUCAGAAACAAGGUGCUGGCCCCAGGAGGAUCAAGGGAACCCAUUGAUGCGUUAACUGGCUUUCUUGGGAGAGAACCAUCAAUUCAAGCUUUCAUCGACAGCAAAUCACAAUACCGAUUGUGAAUGCAGACGGAACUUGCCUACCCUAUUCUCCGAUAAGGCAAGAUCAUCUUGCGGUUUUGGUUUCCGGUAACAUUAUUCAGUAUCUCGUUUGUACUCAAGAUGAUAAUCACCUCUUGUGUUUACGUCAAUCUUCGUCACGACGAGUUCUUCUGUUGAGGUUAGGGCUAGACUUGCGGUUGUAGGUUGCUUAAGUUUAGAGCAUUGCAAUUUUGGUCGCUCCAGAAAAGCCAGCAACUGUCGUUCUUGUAAUUAUUCGUCUCUCUUUAAUAUAUAAGACUUGUUGCUUAA
Pyrus x bretschneideri (Chinese white pear) is the source of this 2514-nucleotide messenger RNA. RefSeq names its product probable thimet oligopeptidase. The record is from RefSeq and is a predicted model, not a curated record. Bases 100 to 2226 code for a protein of 708 amino acids. Gene Ontology annotation, biological process: peptide metabolic process; proteolysis. Gene Ontology annotation, molecular function: metalloendopeptidase activity. NCBI's taxonomy places the organism in Eukaryota, Viridiplantae, Streptophyta, Magnoliopsida, Rosales, Rosaceae. The transcript is spliced from 20 exons.